AUGUUUAUCCAGACACGUAUAGUACCUGAUGGUAUUAUAACACAUAUUUUAACAAGUGAUCAGCCAGUUAUGGCUGUUGAUCCAACUAUACCAUAUGAAUCUAAUCUUCCUACUCCACCCACUGGGGAUUCUGAUACAGAGACAAUAAGUAUAGCAUUCCUCAUAUCAUUGUCUGUAACAUUUGCUGUAUUAAUGGUUAUACUUUUGAUUAUAGCUACUUACGUCACGUUCUGUGGUGGAGAUGAAACAGAUUAUGAUGAAGAAAGGGCAAAUGGUACGAAUGGGAACAGAAUUAGAAACCUUAAUAGACCAUUUAGAAGAUUAUUUACAGGUAAGCAUUCUAAUAUUUUAUUAGGAUCAGAUUUUACAAGCCCUACUGAAUUAGAUGAUCCUGCAAAAUUAACUGAAUUAGAGGUGGAAGCCUUCCAGAAAAUGUCAUCCUUUGAAAUAGAAUUAUACAAGCGUGCAAAAGAGUUACAAGAAUUAAGUCCUCCAAUAACGGAUGAAUUUGGUAGUUAUUUAAAACCUAGUGAUACAACGUUUAUUAAAGAUAGAGGUAUUCAAGCUUUUUUCUUUCUACCUAGUAUAAAUGAUAAUAUCGACAAAAUUGGAAAUUUCUUACCAAGUUUUAUGAUACAAGACAAAUUGGAUAUUCUAUUUACAAAAUAUAAUCAGAGUGCCUCAACAGUAUUAAAUUAUCCGUUACCUUAUAAUAAAAAGGAUGCAGUUUAUUUCGAAGUAAAAAUAUACAAACACUUGGUUGAUUCGAAUAGUAUAUUCAGUAUAGGUCUAAGUACUGUCCCAUAUCCAUAUUUUAGAAUUCCAGGUAUGUCUAAAUUUUCAAUUGCAUAUGAAUCCACCGGUAAACUAAGAAUUAAUAAUCCAUUUGAAGCAUCUACAUUAUUACCAAAAUUAGAAGAAGGUGAUGUUGUUGGAUUUGGUUAUAAAUAUAAAUCUGGGACGAUUUUUAUAACACACAAUGGUAAAAAAUUAAUGGAUGUCACUGAAGAUGUGGAUGUCGAUUUAUUUCCUUGUGUUGGUUCCUUUAAUGCUUCGUAUACAAGAACGUACACGACUGAUGGUUUGUUGGAAGACCCAGAUAACGUAGAUCUUCGCAAUUCAUUGUCUGAAAAUAGGCAAGUAGAAUUGCCAGAAAAAUUGCAGAGAGUUCACAAUCCACAUAAUGAACAAGAUUGCACUGAGAGUGAUGAAGUGGAAUUGCAGGUUAACCUUGGUCAAGUUGGGUUUGUCUUUAUUGAGGCUAAUGUUAAAAAAUACGCAUUUAAUAGUAUAUAUGGGGAAAUUGGUAUUCCACCAUCUUAUAACGGGAAUGAGGCUAAAAAGGAUACCAUUUUACAAAAGGGUGAAGAACUUCCACCGGCGUAUCCAAAUGGGUCAUUUGUACCUCAAAUUCCUGAUUCCAAUGAUAAUUCUUUACCCGGGGCAAGCCAUACCUUAGAGAAUUAUGAAAGAAUAUCAUCAACGUAUGAUAGAGUACAUAACAAUUAUGACAAUAGUAAUGAGUAUGGAUAUCCUCAUGGACCAUUGUCUGACAUUGACGAAGAAACUGGAUUACUAUCUUCCAGCUCAGCCAUUAAUCAAGAUAUUCCAAAUAUUGACUGUGUGGUUAUUGAACGGAGAUGCAUUCCUGAGAAGAAGCCAAAGAAGAAGAAUAAAAAAUCCAAGAAGAAGAAGUCUAGAAGUAGAAAAUAG
This is a messenger RNA of Maudiozyma barnettii, 1713 nucleotides long. It is a transcript of the gene SSH4, whose product is annotated as Ssh4p. The transcript has a single exon. Bases 1 to 1713 code for a protein of 570 amino acids. NCBI's taxonomy places the organism in Eukaryota, Fungi, Ascomycota, Saccharomycetes, Saccharomycetales, Saccharomycetaceae. The record is from RefSeq and is a predicted model, not a curated record. Gene Ontology annotation, molecular function: protein binding.